CGGAGGCGCACGCUGGCUGCUGGAGCUCUGGGUCGCCGCCGCCCGCCGUGCACGUGCGGCAGCUGCCGUGCACCGAACUCCCGCCGCGCGGCCGCUUUGUUGCCUCCCGGCCGCCGGCAUCAUGCACACGCCGGCCUCCGCGGGCUCGGGCGACGCACGCGCGGUUGACAUCAUGGACAUAUGCGAGUCAAUCCUGGAGAGGAAGCGGCACGACAGCGAGAGGUCUACGUGCAGCAUCUUGGAGCAGAACGACAUGGAAGCUGUCGAGGCUCUUGUUUGCAUGAGCUCCUGGGGUCAGAGAUCCCAGAAAGGGGACUUGUUAAAGAUAAGACCCCUCACACCUGUCUCUGACUCUGGGGAUGUUUCCACCAUUGUGCACGUGGACGCAGCCACACCCGAGUUACCAAAGGACUUCCAUUCUUUAUCUACUCUGUGCAUGACUCCUCCUCAGAGCCCUGACCUCCUGGAGCCAUCAACAGGGACAGUUGUUCCUUCCCAAGUAACUGAUUCCAAAGCACCCAUGGUCGUGGCCGUCCCCCCAGCCUCUACUGGGGCAGCCGGAGUGCUGAGCAAGAGGGCAGAGAGGGCCCUGCCUGGUUGGAAGCCAGAGCUGCUGGAGCCAGCUGUCAGCCCUCACUGCAGGGCCAUGGUGACAAGCGUCAUUUGCCACACUGGGGGUGGUCCUGCUAAUGCCUACAUUCCUACCACCCAGACUCAAGCACACCAACCUUUGGCCAGCGCAGAAGGAGAAGCGCGGUUUCUGGGGCAUGUUGAAGCUGUGCAGGACACAUACCUCGCAGACCGUGUGCUCAGCGUUAACUCAGCGUCCUGUCAGCCUUGUUUGCACAAGUCCAGUGGCCUGAGCCCCACCGACAAAGGCCAGCAGGCGGGGUGGCCCGUUGCAGUUCAGACCUGCUCACCAAAGAAUUAUGAAAAUGACUUGCCAAGGAAAGCCACCCCUCUGAUUUCUGUCCCCAUUCCUAGUCCCCCUGUCCUUUGCCAAAUGAUCCCUGUGACUGGACAGAGUGGCGUGUUAUCAGCGUUUUUGAAUCCACCUCCCCAAGUGUCUGCAGGGACCGUCAAACCCAUGUUACCCCGCGCUGCUCCAGUGCCCCAGCCCGUGUUCGUGGGACCGCCUGUGCCUCAGGGAACUGUGAUGUUGGUUCUGCCCCAGGGGGCCCUCCCGCAGCCUGCCGCGUGUUCGUCUCGUGGCAUGGCAGUGGGGAACAGCAGGUUACUGCCCCUUGCCCCGGCUCCAGUGUUCAUCGCGUCCGGUCAGAACUGCACCCCUCAGGUGGACUUUUCCCGGAGGAGGAGCUAUGUCUGCAACUUCCCAGGCUGCCAGAAAACCUACUUCAAAAGUUCCCACCUCAAGGCUCAUCUUCGCACUCACACAGGAGAGAAGCCUUUCACCUGUAGCUGGGACGGCUGUGAUAAAAAAUUUGCUCGCUCAGAUGAACUCUCUCGCCACCGCAGAACUCACACUGGGGAGAAGAAGUUCGUAUGCCCGGUGUGUGAUCGGCGUUUCAUGCGCAGCGACCACUUGACAAAGCAUGCCCGGCGCCAUAUGACCACCAAGAAGAUGCCUGGCUGGCAGGCGGAGGUUGGCAAACUGAACAGAAUUGCCUCGGCAGAGAACCCUGGGGGCCCGCUGGUGCGCCUGCCAGCCUCUGCAUGAAAGGGCACCCUUUGGCUUCUUUGGAGGGUCGUUUCUGAAAGAAAUGAGUGAAGGAGCGGCUUCUGUGUUGGCCAGUCUGACGUCAGGACCGGUCUGGGCAGUAGAGGACCGUGGCUGCUGGGUAACCCGUGACCCUCACCCUCGUGCCCUCCGUGUGUCAAGAGGGGAGUAUGGGAGGCAGCCUCUUCCCUCCCUUCCCCCACCCCCAGCCCAGGCAUUAAAGGUACGUCAGGGAGCCACAGUCUUCUCUCCUGCUCCUGGAGUACGUUCUCUCUCGAACCUGCUCUGCUGGCGCUGUGCAUCCACAGGGGAUGGCCCCGUGGGUGUGGCCGGGCACUUGCGUGGGCUCAGCUCCUGGUCCGCGUCGUGCCUGUCUGUGAACGGCACUGGACACGGUUGCUGGGUUCCCCUGCAGGCCGCACUGUGCUGCUCCCUUCUUAGCGCACUGCUCCGUCGCUGGUCCCGCUCCUCUCCCUGACCCCUGUUCUAUUCCCCUGACAACCUUGGUGAUCUCUGCCAGCCUUGGGACUUGGAUAAAAAUAACUUCUCUACCAUGAAGAGCCCCGCAUGUAUGUCUCUCCUUUACACUCUGCACCUGGCUUCAAAUUCCUGUAUCCAGCUCUCUGCUUGACACCUGUCUAACCAGCAUCCCAAACUUGAGACGACUGAACCCCUCAUCUCCUCCACACUUGCUUUUCUCACAGUGACCCCGCUGCCUUUAAAAAGAACAGGGAGUCCAUCCUUCUAGCUGUUCAGGUGCAAAACCUCGGAGGCGCCCUGGGCUCCUUUCCCGCUCCGCAGCCAGCCUGUCACAAUCCUGUUGACCGACUGCCUUCCCAAGCCAGCCAUUCUGGAAUGUGAUUCCAUAGGCCACGCUAGUCCCGGUUAUGCGUGUGUGCACGCGUGCGUGUGUGUGUGUGCGUGCAGGUGUGUGGGGAGGCGGUAAAGGAUCACAGUGUGCUUUGCAUUUAGCAAUCCACUUAGAAAAGUCUCUCCAACUCCAAGCCCCUUUGCGCCUAGGUGCCGGCCACACGCCUGUUAGCCUCAACUUGGUGACUCUGUACCUGCUCUCCUCCCUCUGUGUCACCAAGGUUUUACUUUCUGGCUGUAAUAUCCACUGUUCCUUUGCUUUCAACCUGCCUCUUUGUUUAGGGACUUUUUAAAUUAAGGACUUGAGACAUGUUGCUAACACCCAGGCCCCAUCCUGGG
Molecule: messenger RNA, 2887 nt
Organism: Kogia breviceps (pygmy sperm whale)
Lineage: Eukaryota; Metazoa; Chordata; Mammalia; Artiodactyla; Physeteridae
Source: RefSeq, a predicted model, not a curated record